GUUCCUGGAAUUGUGUAGCUAUUUUUAUCCUGUCUGAAGUAAAACCUAGGCAGACCAAAUAGAAGGAAGAUGAUUAUCCCUUCUUUAUUGUUCGAAUACCGCAGCUCCAAAACUAUGUCGACAUCGACAUGCUUCGCCUCGAGCAGAUUACUCGCUCACAACAGCGGACAGUCACGGUCAUGAUGUGCCUUACAAUCGCUGGCGCUGCGGCCUUGCAUCUCGACGUCUGCGUCAUCGAUAACAGGACCGGGCAUCUAGUCCACCAGCAUCUGCGUACAAGCUGGACCGCCUACUAUGCCUUCAUUCAUUAUGUGGGAAAGGAGCGGGACAAAAAUGCGACGAAUAGAUCACUGAUGUGCAUAGAUGCCAUGUCGUUAUUUGAAACCGGGCCAUCACGCAUCAUAUUUCAAGAACACCUAACACCCUUUAUAGGAAAAAUGCGUGCACAGUGGGGCAGCGGGUCCCAGGCAGUUAUCUGCCUGAUGAAUGCUGAGCUCGCUUCCAGGUCUGUUAAAACUGGAAUAGAAAAUUACAGAAUUGCUGCCGCGCAGCGUGCAUUUUGGCACAAUGUGUUGAUCACCGAUGCUAUACUGUCUCAAGCUGACUCGAGGCGCCAUGUCUGCUAUAUAACGAUAUAGAUGGAGCUGGCGAUAUUGCCCACACAAUUGUACAUCCCCCAGGUAUAAUUUUUUUUCACCAUGGCUUCACGACAUAUCCCACUAGACGCCGCUGUCAUCAUGUCAACGGUUCUGGAAGGCAUUUUAUACGGCUUUUCAGUUCUCAUGUUCAUAGGUACGAUCUGGACAUUCACCUACAAACGUCACGUUCGGGACAUCAAUUGGCCAAUUGCUGUGGUUGCCACCCUGUUACUCGUACUGAGUACCGCG
Suillus subalutaceus is the source of this 887-nucleotide messenger RNA. RefSeq lists its product as uncharacterized. The annotation marks the transcript as partial. The transcript has 4 exons. Lineage: Eukaryota; Fungi; Basidiomycota; Agaricomycetes; Boletales; Suillaceae. The record is from RefSeq and is a predicted model, not a curated record.